Molecule: messenger RNA, 6480 nt
Organism: Durotheca rogersii
Lineage: Eukaryota; Fungi; Ascomycota; Sordariomycetes; Xylariales; Xylariaceae
Exons: 2
Coding region: 1-6480 (2159 amino acids)
Biological process (GO): ubiquitin-dependent protein catabolic process via the N-end rule pathway; protein ubiquitination
Cellular component (GO): ubiquitin ligase complex; cytoplasm
Molecular function (GO): zinc ion binding; ubiquitin protein ligase activity
Source: RefSeq, a predicted model, not a curated record
AUGGACACCGGAAUGUCUACGCAAGAGCUGCAGCUCUGCCAGCACCUGAUAGAGCUGCCGAGACGCUAUGGGUACCGAUACGAUGAGUCCGCCUGCCGAGAUCUCUUAUACAACCUCUUUUGGUCCAUGGCCGGUGGCCGCCCCGAGCACAUGCGGUUGUUCUUCCCGGACGGUAAGCUUACCCCCAAGAGCGCCUUGAAGCUCAGAGAGGCCCAGGGCGCUGUCGAGGGCGCCGAAUACACCGAGGCUGCCCGGGGCAAGGCCUGCGGCCACAUAUUCAGAGCCGGCGAGGCCUCUUAUGGCUGCAAGACGUGUAGCACCGAUGAGACCUGCUGCCUCUGCAGCAAGUGCUUCAACGCCACCGAUCACACGGGCCACAUGGUGAGGGUGUCCAUCUCCCCGGGCAACAGCGGCUGCUGCGACUGUGGCGACCCCGAGGCUUGGAAGACUCCCAUGUUCUGCACCAUCCACAGCGAGCGCGAGGAGGACCGGUCGAAAGGGAAGGGCAAGGAGAUUGCCGGGCUCCCCGAAGAGGUCGUCUCCAACAUUCGCAUGACCAUCUCCCGCGUCCUCGACUUCAUCUGCGACGUCAUCUCCUGCGCCCCCGAGCAGCUUCGGCAGCCAAAGACGAAGGAGUCUAUCGAGCAGGACGAGAAGAUGUCCCGGCUCGCGUCGACCUACUGCGGUGGGGACGUCGACUCCCCCGAGGAGUACGCCUUGCUGCUCUGGAACGACGAGAAGCAUACGGUGAAGGAAGUCCAAGACCAAGUCGCGCGAGCAUGUAGCACCACCUCCAAGGAAGGCUACAACCGAGCCGUGGAGACAGACUCGAUUGGCCGGAGUAUCUUGAAAUACGACACCAACAUCGAGAAGCUCCUGCGAUGUGCCACCAUCCUGGAGCACAUCAAGAUCACCGUCACCAUCCGGUCCUCGCGGGAUACGUUCCGGGAGCAGAUGUGUGGCACCAUGAUCGAUUGGCUGAAUGAUAUCUCGGGCUGCGUCGUGGGCAGCGACCAUAAUAUCCUCCGCAUGGUCGUCUGCGAGGAGCUCCUGAAGCCUUGGCGAAAAGGAAGCCCCGGGACGCAUGCCAUGCCCGGGAAGGAUGGCCUCGAGGACGAAGCAAGGCUCGAGUACGACCCCCUGGAGGCCCAUACGGCCACCAUAUUCAUACAACGGGCAAGGUUUCUUGCCGAGGCCGGUAACACAACCACCCUGAACGAAUUCCUCGAUUCCGACGGCGACGAAGAUGACGACGACGACGACGACGAAGAUAUGGAUGGUGGUAACCGAACUCCCUCGAGCGGGGAUGAGGACAAUGACGACGAUGAGGAUGAUGACGAUGAUGUUAUGAUGGUAGAUGCGCGCCCCGACCCAAACGUAGAUGCAAACGUGCCGGAGUGGAUGGGGCCUGCGGUCGAGUCUCUCGAGGAAGAAGAAGCCACGAUAGCUGGGUAUCCGCCGCCUCCGCCGCCUCCGCCACCUCCGCCGGCACCGCGACGAGCGCCGCGAGACAGAGACCUCACACCGUCGGACUCGGAUACCGCCGAGCCGUUAAUCGCCCAAACCGUGUAUGCGAAAGCGAACCUCGAAAUCCCCAAAACGCCGGGCCUAUCCAGGGCAGGCAGGUCUGGUCCUCCGCGGCCGGGACGGUACUGGGUCGAAACGCCGGCGGCCUACAUGGAACGCGAUAGCGUACACCCCUUCGAGGAUGUUUUCCAACGAGUCCGGCUCGACUGGCUGAUCCUCUUUGAUCUGAGGAUGUGGAAGAAGGUUCGCAACGACCUGCGCUCGCUGUACAUCUCUACGGUCGUUACCAUCCCCGAAUUCAAGAGGGUCCUAGGCCUUCGGUUCGCGGCUCUAUAUACGACCUUGGCCCAGCUCUACCUAAUCGGGGACCGGGAACCAGAUCACUCCAUCAUCAACAUAUCUCUGCAGAUGCUGACCACGCCUUCUAUCACGGCCGAAGUCGUGGAGAGGGGCAAUUUCCUGACAACCCUCACGGCCAUCCUUUAUACCUUCCUGACCACUCGGCAAGUUGGACACCCGUGGGAGGUCUCCUCGAGUGCCGUGCUUGGCUUCGACUCGGGUUCGGUGACGAACAGGCGGAUGUAUCAUUUCUACGUCGAUCUGAAGUUCCUCCUCGGCUCACCCCACGUCCAGGAGCGCAUGAGAACCGAAGAGAGAUAUUUGAUGCAAUUUCUCGACCUCGUAAAGCUUCAUCAGGGCAUCUGCCCGAACGUCCGGGCGGUCGGCGAGCAUGUAGAAUAUGAGACCGACAGCUGGAUCGGCGCCUCGUUGAUGACGCGCGAGAUAAACAGGCUUUGCAGGCUUCUGUCCGGCUCUUUCCGCAACCUCUCGGAGCAGGAUUCGCUGUAUCUGUCGAAAGCGAUCAGAACUACGGCCAAGAGCGUUAUCCUCAACUCGAUUGGAGCCGAGCGUGCGAGGUUCACCCAGGCCGAGAUCAAGGAUGAGGUGCGAUUCAAAGCUCUGAGCGACUUCGAGUUUGCUGGCGAAAGCACGAAAUUCGAAGUGGUCAAAUUCAACGUCGAGGAACAGCCCAUCAGCUUCCAUCACGCACUACAUUACACGCUGUCGUGGCUAAUCGAAUGCGGGAAGCACAUGUCCCCGCAACAGAUGAGGUCGAUCUUGAGCUUCAGUCUGCAGGAGCUCAAGAUGAAGCCCAGGUUGAUGGGUCGGAAGAUCAUGCCCAGGCGCGACUACGGUCCUGAGGAUUAUCUCAUGGCCGCAUUCGACUAUCCCUUAAGGGUCUGUACCUGGCUCGCCCAGAUCAAAGCUGGAAUGUGGGUGCGCAACGGCAUCAGCCUACGGCAUCAGGCGGGGACCUACAAGAACAUCCUCCACAGAGACGUCACCCACGCCCGGGACAUCUUCCUACUCCAGACCGCGAUGGUAGUUUGCAACCCGAGCCGCGUCCUCGCCUCAAUUGUCGAUCGUUUCGGGAUGGAAAGCUGGGUCAAGGGAUUGUUCGAGGUUACUUCGACUGCUCAGGACGAGAUCCAGCACCUGGACGUUGUCGAGGACAUGAUCCACUUUCUCAUCGUCUUGCUGAGCGACCGAACUUCCCUUAUCCCCGUCCAGGACGAGCAGCAGACGUACCUGAUGGCGAUGCGUCGGGAUAUCACUCACGUCCUUUGCUUCCGGCCUCUAUCUUUCAGCGAGAUAUCCGGCAAGCUUCCCGAGAAAUUCCACGAGCAGGAGGAUUUCCAACGUGUCCUAGACGAGGUCGCAACGUUUAAGGCUCCCGAGGGCGUCUCGGACGUGGGCACAUUCGAACUCAAGCCGCAUUUCAUCGAGGAUAUCGACCCGUACAUUGCCCACUACAAUAAAAAUCAGCGAGAGGAAUCGGAGACCGCCUACCGCAAGUGGAUGGCUAAAAAGACGGGGAAGCCGGUUGAGGAAAUCGUCUACGAGCCCAAGCUGCGGCCGAUAGAGUCCGGUGCCUUUGUAGAACUGGGACAAUUUACUAGGACGGGGAUGUUUGCGCAGAUUAUCUACUACUGCCUCCUAUACCCCCUUGUCGCUGCUAAGCUGACGCCCAAAGUUCCGUUUACUAGAAUAGAGACGUUCUUGCAAGUCGUGUUGCAUCUGAUUCUCAUCGCAAUUUCCGAGGAUCAGGCAGGCGAGGGCGAGUACGUGGCUCGUAAAGGAUCUUUCGUGUAUAUUGCCUUGAGCGUACAGGCUCGCAGCAAUUUCAUGCAGGAUGCCCCUACGCGAAAGACUAUCGUUUCUCUCCUGGACAUGAUGUCGACCAAAGAGGAGUUCAAAGCCUGCCAUGCCAAGAUCGGCCUGAUUCUGAAGAGGAUGAGGCAGAGAUAUCCGAUCCAAUUCGAUAUAGCGUACUCGCUACUGGGCAUACCCUUGGAUCGGAUCGACACGGCCUCUCCGGCAAGCACCCACAACGCCGAAGAGGAGCGCGAACGGAAGAAGAAGGCGGCACUAGAUCGACAAGCCAAGGUCAUGGCGCAGUUCCAGCAACAGCAGAAAAGCUUCCUCGAAAUGCAAGGCGACGUUGAUUGGGGCGAGGAAGAGUGGGACGACAUGGACGACGACAAGCCCGCGGAGGAGCAAAAGAACUUUUGGAAAUACCCGAAGGGCACCUGCAUACUCUGCCAAGAAGAUACCGACGACGGCCGCCUCUACGGAACGUUUGCGCUCUUUACCGAGAGCAAGAUACUCCGGCAGACCGAUCUCCAAGACCCCGACUUCGUUAGAGAAGCGGCGAGCACGCCGGCGAGCCUGGAUCGUUCGGCCGAGUCGAUACGCCCGUUUGGCCUCGCGCACGAGAAUAGAGAGAUGGUGGAAAAGAUCAACGCACAGGGACACACGUUCCUCUCUGAGAAGCAAGGGCUUGGCAGGGGCUUUCCGGCCAAGCUCUCGCGGUCGGGGCCCGUAUCGGUGGGAUGCGGUCACAUAAUGCACUUCAGCUGCUUCGAUGUGUACAUUGACGCAACCACCCGCCGGCACGGACACCAAAUUGCUCGCCAUCACCCCGAAUCUCUGGAGCGCCUAGAGUUCGUGUGUCCUCUCUGCAAGGCCCUCGGCAAUGCCUUCCUCCCUAUCACCUGGGACGGCAAAGAAGAGUCUUACCCCGGGAUUGUACAGUCUGACUCCGACUUUUCCUCCUUCGUGGAUGCGUACUCGAGCGGGCUCCAUUAUACGGCAGCAGUGACACACGAUCAGGCCCAAGCUGCGUUCGUCAAUUACCUACGGGUGAAAAUGCCUACAAGCUUGCUCGAUAGAGUCGGCGCCAGCUCGGUGUCCGUCAACGUUUGGGAUCCCGCCAGCAUACGGUCUGCGCCGUCAGUGCCUUCGUCCGCCGGUGAUACUUUCUCUCUCAUGACUACCCCUGGGUCUAGCAUCCGGUCACAUUCCCCGCCAGAGACCCAAUCUGGCGACAAGGAGCUCAUGUCGAUCUAUCGGCGCCUACGCGACACACUCCGCAAGAAUAAACUAGCGGCACCAAUCUGCACCAUCGACAAUAGGGAUGACGAAUUAUAUGCUAGCGGCACGUUGACGCGAUCGGUUGGCUUCUCGAUCUCUGCGGCCGAGAUCCAACAGCGUGGCCUCGAAGCCCAGUACGGUAUGACGCUAAUCGAAAGGAUGCCGGAGCAACUUCUCGUCCAGCUUCGAAUUCUUUCCGAGACGGUUUCGUCUUACAUCGCAGUCGGGGGCCUUCGGUCUGCAGGGGACAACCAGAUCGAGAAGGAGUUCCGGAAAGCUAGCGAACGCCAGCAUUGCCAGCUCUUUGUAUCGCAGCACUUCGCCCAGGAGAGAGGGGUGGGCCGCCAGCUGUAUGACGAACAUCCGCCAUUACUAGACCAGGAUAUCUUCAUCUUCUUAUGCGAGUCUAUGUUUGGCCUCUCCGUCGCGCAAAACGUGGACCCGAUGCAUCUGGUUCGACUUUGCUACCUCGCCGAGAUAGUUAAAGUCGUGUAUCACAUCUCUAGAAACCUCCCGAUAUCCAAGUGGCUCGAGUACAGGAGCAACCGGAAUGUGGAAGACCCUGCGAUGGGUAACUUUGCCAACUUCUUUCAUUACAUUGCCGUAGCUUGGAUGAACGUCCACCACGACUCACUCCCGCUCGAAGACCUACCUAACUUAGGAUUCGACCAACCAGUUCUGAACAGCUUAGAGAGCCUCCAUUCUUUUGUCAAGAAGUACGCGCUAGUGUUCUUGCGAAAGGUGACGGUCCUCCUCCACGUUCAUCAUGGCGUCGACUUCAACAAUCACAUUUCGCCUGUGCCCGAGGCAGACGAACUCACCCGCCUGACAGCCGCCCUGAGACUGCCAUCUUUCGACGAGAUGUGCACAUCCCUGACGUCCCUAAGCGCCCAGUUUGGCUGGCCAGCACGAACACAAGCUACCGUUGACGGCUGGCUUCGCCACCAAAUAACUUGGCCCAUGGCCGGAGGCAGAGAUCUCGCUGAGGCGCUGCCUAGCUCCGCCCGCCUAAGCCAUCCUGGAAUCUUCGAGCUUGUCGGUCUACCCAAGAACUUCGACACUCUGAUCGAGGAGUGCGCCAGACGAAGGUGCCCGAAGACUGGGAAAGAUUUGGCAGACGCCAUCGUCUGCCUCCUGUGUGGGGAUAUUUUCUGCGGGCAGACCAUGUGUUGCCUGAUGGAAUAUCAAGAACCGGGGCCAGACAAGCCUACGAUGAGGAUCGGGGGCGCGCAGCAACACAUGCUGUUCAAGUGCCAGGGCAACAUCGGGCUGUUCAUCAACAUCCGCAAGUGCACCAUAUUCUACCUGCACCGCACGUCGGGCAGUUUCAGCAACGCACCGUACAUCGACAAAUACGGCGAGGUAGACACCGGACUGCGGCACGGGCGGCAGCUCUUCCUCAACCAGAAGCGCUACGACUCCAUGAUGCGCAACAUGUGGCUCAGCCACGGGAUCCCCAGCUUCAUCAGCAGGAAGCUAGAGGCGGAUAUCAACAACGGCGGGUGGGAGACUAUCUGA